Messenger RNA from Strongylus vulgaris, 188 nucleotides. Lineage: Eukaryota; Metazoa; Nematoda; Chromadorea; Rhabditida; Strongylidae. The record is from the annotation of a GenBank genome assembly.
AUGGCGGCGGCGGUAGCUAGUCAGGUUCAACCUGUUCGAUUUAGCAGCGGACCAUCCGGAAGUGGAGUAACUUUGACUAUUUCAGGUCCGUCUACUACCUCACCUGCGAACAAUGUGAUUAACCGGAGGCCAAUGGCUGGGACAUUCCGCUUUCAGGCGGCACCUGUGGUAAGUAUUGUUACCUAGUU